Nothoprocta perdicaria is the source of this 3344-nucleotide messenger RNA. RefSeq names its product cingulin (gene CGN). The record is from RefSeq and is a predicted model, not a curated record. The transcript has 19 exons. Bases 19 to 3303 code for a protein of 1094 amino acids. Gene Ontology annotation, cellular component: myosin complex. NCBI's taxonomy places the organism in Eukaryota, Metazoa, Chordata, Aves, Tinamiformes, Tinamidae.
CGGUGCUGGGCCCCGGCGAUGGAGCGGCCGGUGAGCGCAGCCAUGGCCGAGAAGCAGAGCCCGCUGGACUACGGCGUCCAGAUCCGCUUCAUUAAGGACCUGCAGGAGCCCCAGAAGCAGCCGAAGGUGCGAGCCAAGGGGGGCAAGCCGGGCUCGUACGGCGUGGCCGUGCGCGUGCAGGGCAUCGCCGGGCAGCCCUUCGUGGUCCUCAACAGCGGCGAGAAGGGCAGCGACUCCUUCGGGGUGCAGAUCAAGAGCGAGGGCGCCUUYGGUCCCAGCCCUGGCGGCGCCCGGCGGCCCCCGGACCCUCCCUCGGGCUCCGCRAGCUCUGACUCGGACCUGCCAGAGAACCCGUACGCGGCGCGGCCACCGUCACACGGCCCCCGCGGCAGCAGCGCCUCGGACGAGGAGGCGCCGGGGCGCCGCGAGCCCGCCCGGCCGCUCGCGGACGAGCUGCGGCGCUCGCGCUCGCACGGCAGCCUGCUCGAGCCCUCRGACGAGCCCUUCGCGUCGCCGCCGGCCGCUGGCGCCAGGAGCUGCAGCGUGGUGGACUUCAAGUCCACCCCAGACCUGCUGCGGGACCAGCAGGAGGUGGCCCAGCCUGGCAGCAGCGAGCACACCAAGGAGCUCAUCUACGGCGUCCUCAAGGAGGGGAGCAGGGACAGCGACAUCUCCCUGAAAAGGAAAACUAACCUGCUGUUUGAGAAGAUCCAGGAGCUCUCGGGAUCGCUGCAGGCGGCGGCCAAGGACGUGACCUGCUCGCAGCCCCAGCACCGCGAGCUGGCGAGGAGGGUGGAGGAGCUGCAGGAGAAGCUCGAGGAGGAGACCAAGCUGCGCCAGAAGCUCGAGCUGGCAAAGGAUCCGGCAAGGACGGGCUCUGCACGGGCACUGGAAACAAGGCUGCAGGAGGUGCAGGACGAGAGCCAGCGGCUCCGUGCAGCCCUAGAGAAGAAAACUCASGAGCUCCAGAGCAGUUUGCAAGAGCUGACUGACAUGAAAAGAGCCAAGGAGCAGGUAGAAACCCGGCUGGAAGACUGCGAGGAGCAGCUGCUGGUGAUGCACGAAGAGCUCGACCAGCUGCGCAAGGGCUCCGGGACAUCUCCGGACAGGGAGGCCUUAUACAAGGAGCUGCUGGAGACGCGCGAGGAGCUGGAGGAGGUGCUGAGCUCCAAGCAGCGGCAGGAGGAGCACCUGCGGCUGCGGGAGCGGGAGCUCACGGCGCUCAAGGGGGCCCUCAAGGAAGAGGUGGCCAGUCACGACAAGGAGCUCGACCGCGUGCGGCAGCAGUACCAGAGCGACAUGGACCAGCUGAGACGCAGCAUGGAGGACGUGUCACAGGGUCAGGCCAACCUGGAGACGGAGAAGCAGAAAAUCAAUGCUGUGGUGAGGAACUUGCAACGGGAGCUGGAGGAGAGUGCGGAGGAAACAGGGCACUGGCGGGACAUGUUCCAGAAGAACAAGGAUGAGCUCCGCGCCACAAAGCAGGAGCUGCUGCAGGUGAAAUUGGAGCGGGAGGAGUUCGAGGAAGAGCUGCGGGAGCUUCGCGAUCGCUUCUCGGCCAUGCGGGAGGAGGUGGACCAGGUGCGGAGCAGCGCUGUGGAUGCCUCUGAGCUUGAGGCGCUCAGGAAGGAGCUGCGCCAGGCCCAGGAGAUGCAUCGGGAGCUGACAGCCAAGGAGGCGGCGCAGGACGAGCUGCUGCAGCAGCGGGAGCAGGAGCUGGCAAAGCUGAAGGGCGCCAUGCGGGAAGAGGCGUCCAGCCGCGACGAGGCGCUCGAGCAGUAUCGGAGGGACCUGCAGCAGCUCCAGAAGGAGCGCGAGGAAGCUGCAAAGACGAGGGCCUCCCUGGAGAGCGAGAGGGAGUCAGCAGAGCAGGCAAGGAAGGUGGUGGAGUCCACUCUGCGGGAGCUGCAGGAGCACAAUGACGAUCUACGGAGGAAGAUCCUCGGCCUGGAGACGCAGCUGAAGGAUUACGAGCGCUUGGGCGAGAACUGGGAGGGCUCCCAGGCCCGACUCAAGGAGAAGGUCACCAAACUGGAGACUGAGCGUAGGCAGAUGGAGGAGUCGCUGAGCGAAGCUACAGAGCGGGAGCAGGAGCUGCUGCUGGCUAAGCGCUCGCUGGAGACGCGCUUGGACGAGGCGCAGCGGAGCCUGGCCCGGCUCACACAGGAGCACCAGGAGCUCAGCGUGUCCUACCAGGACGAGCAGAGGCAGAAGGAGCAGCUGAAGCGCGCCAAGAGCGAGCUGGAGGAGCAGAAGCGCCUGCUCGAUCGGACCACGGAGAAGCUCAGCAAAGAGCUGGAGCAGAUGACGGAGCAAUCGCACAGCUCGCUGGCUGUGCUGAAGUCGCAGCUGGAGGAGUUCAAGGAGAAGUCCCGGAAGGAGAUUACAGACUCGCAGAAACAGGCUAAGGACCGGAGUGCCGAGGUGGAGAAGAUGCAGUUCAGCAUGGGCCGGCUGCAGGACGAGGUCUCCCGGCUGAAGCAGGCGCUGCAGGACAGCCAGGCAGAGCGGGAAAGCGCAAUCCUGGACAAGGAGGUGCUGGUCCAGCGGCUGCACAACCUCGAGCACGAGGUGGAUGCCAAGAAGCGCUCCCAGGACGACCGCUCGCGGCAGAUCAAGACACUGGAGGAAAAGUCCAAGCACCUCGAGGUGGAGCUGGACGAGGAGAGGACCACGGUGGAGCUGCUGACGGAGCGGGUCAGCCGCAGCAGAGACCAGCGGCCGCUGCCGCCUGCACAUGACUCCCAGCCUCGGCUUUUGUUUCCCCAGAACAAGGAGCUGAAGAGCCGCCUGGCCAGCAGCGAGGGGCUGCCCAGAGCUGCCAGCAGCGUCUCGCAGCUCGAGGCCAGGCUCGAGGAGCUCCAGGACAAGCUGCAAGCGGAGGAGAGGGAGAAGAGCGUCCUGCUCUCCUCAAACCGUAAGCUGGAGCGGAAGGUGAAGGAGCUAACGAUCCAGAUUGACGACGAGCGGCAACAUGUCAAUGACCAGAAGGACCAGCUGAGCCUCCGCGUGAAGGCUCUCAAGCGGCAGGUGGACGAGGCCGAGGAGGAGAUCGAGCGCCUGGAGGGCAUCCGCAAGAAGGCGCAGCGGGAGCUGGAAGAGCAGCACGAGCUCAACGAGCAGCUCCAGAACCGCAUCAAGGCUCUGGAGAAGGAGGCCUGGCGCAAGGCGGCCCGCGCGGCCCCCGGCUCCUCGCUGCAGGACGAGCAGCUCAGCUCGGACGAGGACUUGGACAGCGCGUACGGGCCCUCGUCCAUCGCCUCGCUGCUCACCGAGGCCAACCUGCAGACCAGCUCGUGCUAGCGGCCGCGCCGGCCGGCGCCCCGGGGGCCAGCGCUGCCCCG